UCGAUAUCGGACAACUGCUCGAAUAGUCUGGUGUAGAAUUUUAGUCAGAAAAAGACUGAAAAUAUAUCGGGUGUAAAACAUAGGAAAAUUCGCAUUUCCACGUGCCAGGGAGCUUGAUUUUUCCUCGGUAGACACACUUCGCGGGUGUGGCCGCUGCGAAACCUGCCGGUGCGAAAGUGUCUACAAGAUACAGCUGCGUCUGGUUUCGGUGCAGGUUUUGGGUGCCCUGGAAUAACUAGAGUGUAGGCCAGCACCACACAAUCGGUAAAAUCGUGUUCGGUGUGCGGUCAUCAUCGUCAGUCCCUGGAACUUUCUUGGUAUUUCGGGGGUGUCGGCACCAACGGGGUGUGCUAGUGAAUGGAUGUGACAACGAAUGUGCUAAUCGAUGCAAUGGUAAAGUGAACAGGAACGGCUUUUUAGCUCAGAAAAUUAGUUCCAGAACCCGUACCCGGACGUAGUGUGAAGUGCAGGGGUGCAAAACAUCGCCGACAACCUAAUUGGCAAUGAGUUAUUGGUCCUGAAGUGCUACGAAACUUUGGUACAAUGAUCGUAGCACGUUAAGCCACGGUGAUACUUAAACAAGCGAACAACUCAAAAAACACAAAAGGAGUGUCUGAAAUUUAGUUUCGGUUGUUGCGGAUACGGGGGGAAGAAAAGCACUGACAACCCCUAUUGAUCCUUCGGCGGAUCGGUUAGUCAUUAAUUUAAGAAGAUCUGCAUCCAUUAAAGGAGAAACAUCCUACGACACUUUUAGCAGCACCAAUACUAGACUCCGAACUGAAGCAAGUCAAAUAUCGGUGUAAUGGCGGGAAGCAUUAAGCAAGAGGAUGUCUGCUACGUGGUAGCAAAGUACGAUUACGAGGCACAGGGUGCACAGGAGCUAGAUCUGAGGAAAAACGAUCGUUAUCUUCUGCUGGACGACAGCAAGCACUGGUGGAGGGUGCAGAAUACACGCAAUCAGUCGGGUUACGUGCCGAGUAACUACGUUAAGAAGGAGAAAAAAUCUGUCUCACUGUUCGACAGCUUCAAGAAGAAGGUUAAAAAGGGUUCCGGCAGCAAAACGCUUCCGAACUGCUCGCCUUCCAGACAAGUCGAUAGUCCCACAAUGAGCCGAAGAUUACCACCGGACCCUUCGGAGGCUAUUGCCUCUACCCCGAUAGGUACUGCCAUAGUGAAGUAUAACUACCAAGCUCAACAGCAGGAUGAACUGUCGUUGACAAAGGGAACACGAAUACUGAUACUGGAGAAAUCAAACGACGGCUGGUGGCGUGGUCAGAGCGGAUCAGCGACCGGCUGGUUUCCUAGCAACUACACGACGGAAGAGAACGAAGACGAUACACUGCAUACAUACGCGAUGGCAGAAAACGUGCUUGAUAUUGUUGUGGCGUUAUACUCAUUCAAUUCUAACAACGAUACCGAGCUAUCGUUUGAAAAGGGCGAUCGAUUGGAAAUUCUUGAUCGACCAGCGGCUGAUCCCGAAUGGUAUAAGGCCCGAAAUAAUAAUGGCCAGAUAGGGCUCGUACCGCGUAACUAUUUACAGGAACUGUCUGAAUACUUAGCUCAACCAUUUCGGAGCAAUGGAAGCGGCCCGGAUUCGCUAGACCGGCGGCCUAACGAUGCGCAAUCGAAUAACAACAAUUCCAACACGAACAACAGCAACAACAACAACUCUCAGCAACCAGAAAGACCCCAUCUGACAGGGAAAAGCUGGUACUACGGUGCUAUUACUCGAAGUCAAUGUGAUACGGUGCUAAACUCUCACGGACAUGAUGGAGAUUACUUGAUUCGCGAUAGUGAAACGAACCUGGGUGACUAUUCCGUUUCGCUAAAAGCCCCUGGACGCAACAAGCACUUCCGCGUGCACGUCGAAGGGAAUAUGUACUGCAUCGGGCAGCGCAAAUUUCACACACUGGAUCAACUAGUGGACCAUUACCAAAGAGCCCCCAUUUACACUAACAAGCAAGGCGAAAAACUGUAUCUUGUUCGACCAUUGCCGAAAGCAAAUGGUACCUAAAACAGCGAGCAAAUGGAAAAGUCUCCUGGAGAUGCUAGUAAGCAUACUAUGGUCAAAUUUGUCACGUAUUGGGGGUGAGGUAAAACAGUAGACAAAGAAGACCCAUAAUCAUAGCAUUACAAAGACGUGUGCGGUAAAAAGUGCAAGUGGAUAAGAUAAUUCGAUGCGCAACGUUCGAUAGUUAAUGUCGCAAUUUUUUUGACUCGACUCGGUUGCCUGAUUCCCGAUUUGUUUUUAAAUCAUGUUCGUGUUCAUGACCGUGGCGGUAUUGAAAUGAAGUUGUUUGUUUUAUUUUAUGCGUUGCUAGUAGUCUUCUGUUUCAAUGAUUUUAUUUGUUUGUAGCCGUUUUUAUGCGUGUGUGAAUUUUAGUUUUCAUAAUUUUGUGAAUUUUAGUGAAUCGCCUUUGUAAACUCAACAUGCGCUGUGUGAUGCACUCGCGAGAGGAUUAAAUGAAGAUUUUAUUUUCCAACCGUAUGUAUAUUUUUUGUAACAUCGAAUCUAACGUCCAUUGAGAUCAUUAAAAAUGAUCUCAUUGGUGUACAAUUUGGAAGCAAAUCACGACACAUUGCAACAAAUCGGUGAAUUAUGAGCUCUUCGAAUUGCUAGCUCGAUAUAAAGAUAAUUAUAACCGUAGUAAUUUAUUUCAAAGCAGCUAAGCUUUAGUAAAACAGUAGUUUUUUUUUCUUCUUUUGCUCUGGCUAACCUAGGAUUGGCCGGAAUCUAUUGUGUGAAAAUAAUUUUUUAAAUAUAAGAACAUUUUUCGGUUAAAAAUAUUCUGAGCGAGCGUUGUUCUGACAUACUGCAAAAAUAAUGUUGAAGCUAUUUUUAGCAUUCCGCAAAUGCGUGAGAGAUCGAACACCGGCUAAGAAAGGAAAGCAUAAAAAAAUGCUUCAAUCAUGAGUAGACGAAAAAUAGACGGUUUCUUUGGCUUGCGUCUGUUCAGUGAGACUAAAUAAAAAGGAAUUCUGCUAUGUAAACAUAGUUCAAAUGACUACCAAAGGGGUGAAUAUUUUAAAUCAUUCAUUAUACAAUUAUGGGUACGUGUACGAGAACCGUACUUAGAUCCUUACAACAUGGUGUAACGUCCCCAUGGCAACUUAAAGUCGUGAGGAAUUGCUACAUAGGCAUUUAUUUUGUUUCUGUUUAGUAGAUUCCGUACUUCCCACAGUCAGAUUACGUGUGAGCGUCAACGAUACAUAGAUUUACAUUGGAAAAGAUGCAAAUCAAGCCAAUAAAAGGAAUAAAACUAAGAAAUAGUGGUACAUCUACUUCGUGCAUCUAUUUGUGUUGGUGAAUCACCUAUCAGGGUAAUGGAUCAGAUUAGCAAGGUACUUUCACUUUAUGUCUCCGAGCUCGUUUAAUUUUUGUUUUGUGCUUAGGACAACAAGGGAACAGUCAAAAACGUGGAAAUGAGUGUUGCUUUCCAGACACCGAUGUGUACUCUUACAUAACAGAAAUCCGGCCACUAGAAAUGUUGAUCUGAUUGAUAAAUCAUGCACACCAAGUUAAAUACCACCAACCCUUGCACCAUUAAAGCGUGCUGCAGAGCAGUAUUUUCAAAUGAUCGAUGGAAAAGGAGCUACAUUGCAUGCAAUGGUGCUGUUGUUUCUGUUUCAGUUUGGUCGCGCUUGACCACUGCUUUCAAUACCAGACACAGUGGUUCGCCUUUUACCGUUUUAAUCCGAAUGCAACUAUCAUACAUAUGUAAUCCAAUGUGGCAGCAUUGUAUCUAUACCCAUACUCAUUCGUGUACAGAAGAAUUAAUAACGAAAUAUGCUUUGGGGUAAGGUUUCCUCCAUACCAUUUAGCAUUCUCAUUCCUUGCUUACACCGCUAAACGUAUCGUUAAAGAAACGUAUUCGUAACCUUGCUAAUAUAGUCGAUUGAUUGAUAUGCAUGAUUAGGGGGGAUCAGCAACGUGCUAAGGAACGGAAGAAGAAGAAAAAACACAUCGUGCAACGCGGCAGUUGGGUACGCCAAGAAUAGUACUGCGAUGAUGGUCUGAUAAUUUUAUACAAGGUAGCACGAUGUGAUGGAAUUAGUAAUUUAGAUACUUCCUUUUUAUAACGACGAAGGAAAAGCAAUUUAUUUGGUCAUAAAAGAAAGACACACACGCACAUCGACAUAUGAUGCUUUCAACGGCCAUAGACUGUCUAAACGAUUCACCGUAAGAUACGCGUGUCUAGCGUAUAGUAUAAGCGUAAAUUGGUGUUGUGAAGUUUUCUACCCUUUCCUCUUUCCAACUCAUGGGGAACUUGUCACUGCUACCUUUAUUGAAGGGGGUUGGAGUAUGCGGUUCCAUACAUUUGUUCAAAUUAGCUGAACUCCUCCAUAAACUACCAAACGGCUUUGUUUUACACCAAAAUCACAGUGAAGGUAGAGAGCUCGUUUCUAACAUUGAGUCACAACUUAUGGUGAUGUGAUCUACAUUAGCAUUCAUUCAUCGCAAAAGCAUAAAUGUAAACAAAUUCGAUCCUUCUACGUUGUUUGCGCGACUGUGACAGUAUGCAUUAAGCGCCUGUGAAGUGCGAGCCUAUCGACAGAUUCUGGUAAAGUGUGUAUUGAAGUGUGUGAAAAAAAGUAAUGAAAAACUAAAACUAGAAGAGCUCGUAAUAUCGAACCAUUGGCACUAAUUUUCUGAGAGGUAAAGAUGGAUGGAGCGAACGAAUCGACGUUAUACAUAUAGCUAAAAACUACCUACUUCUUACAUCACAUACCCACGAUGCGGAGUAUAAUAGGUGUACGAAAAUAGAAUAAUAAUAAUAAAAAUAAUAAUAAUAAUCGAAUUUCGCGGACAUGCCUUUGGGGACGUAAGGUGAUUGUAUUGCAGGAUACACGAAAUGGGCUGCUAAGUGCCAUUUUAAAAGAGAUUUAGUCCCUAACAGCACAGAACACGAAGCAAACUUGUAAAGAAGAGCGGAACAAACGGCGAUAGAAGAAUAGAGAGAAAGAGUGAUAGGGAGAGAGAGAGAGAGAAAGAGAGACCGAGCAACAGAAAACAAAAAGUAAUCUGGUAACAUUUGGAAAUACAUUAGCUCUGUUAACUUUAACUGCUUUAUGUUUUACUUGAUAUUAAUUUCGCUUGAAAAGAGUAUUGGACAAGCCCGAUAAUGCGGACGAAAUAGUGUCACCGCAUAGGUUUGAAAUUUAUAAAUAUAAAACACACACACACACACACACACACACAACACCAAUAUCAGCAAGCGAAGUUAGCUCUAUUUCUGUACGGCAACUGCUGAUAUAAUUGCUGACCCUAGGGAUACAAGAGUGGACAAGAGUAGUGAAAUUGUAGAACCUAAUUUUCGCUAGAAACAAUCCCCGGUAAUCGAAUCUCUUCCAAUCGAAGCCAAUCCUCUCCGAUUGAAUGUAUGUAUGUAUUGUGUGUGUGUUUGAGCUGCAAACAAUUCCUCACCCUAGCUAAGAUCAUCAAGAUGUUGAACGAGAACCUCUUCCAGGAUAAGAAAACUCCCCGUUAAAAUCAUAAACUUAUUCUAUUCUUUGCUACUUCACAUUCAUAAUACGCGUUUAAGACAGCAUUAUGUUAAGUAAGCGUUAGCAAACACAUACUGAGAGCGAGAAGCGAUCGAGAACGAGCAAAACACGGGACUCAUCGCCAAUAAAUUCGUUGAAGACAGGGAACAUUGGACGAGCAGGCAAUUGAACAGCGCAAGAGAUAAUUAGCCGCAGAAACAGGCGUCGUGGUUUAACGGUAGAAAUGAAAAAUGAAUCAUCCUAAUACCAAAAUAUACAAGUAAUAUAGAAUACGAUAAAUAAUAAAGUAAAACAGGAAAUAAUUGCAAAUAUUCGUGGCCGGUGAACAAUUGUGAACAAAUAAGAAAAGAAAAGACUCUUCACAAGCGUAGAUACGUAGUGCGGUGGAGAGGUGCUGUGAAAGGUUGGACCGAAUAGGUGUAUACCCGGUGCGUGUGUGUACUUCCUUUGUAAUUGAAAUAGUAGCGCCGGACGGGUCGUUUUAGAUCAAUAUACCCCUCCCAACAACUCAAUGACACACAGACCGGAACCGAGUGAACUAGGGAAAGUAUAUGCAUGGUAAAAGGAGUAUAGGGCGUGAACAGAUGAGAAUAUUGUAUAUCGUGAAGAAGAGAUAAAGAAAACUAAGUCAUCGCAAUAAAGGUAAGAUCCAUGAAAUCUAGAAACAAGAA
Messenger RNA from Anopheles merus, 6176 nucleotides. It is a transcript of the gene dock, whose product is annotated as cytoplasmic protein NCK1. Gene Ontology annotation, molecular function: protein binding. Bases 803 to 2014 code for a protein of 403 amino acids. The record is from RefSeq and is a predicted model, not a curated record. The transcript is spliced from 6 exons. Lineage: Eukaryota; Metazoa; Arthropoda; Insecta; Diptera; Culicidae.